AAUUGAUAUAAGGCACUUGAUUAAACAUGUCAGUUGCUUAAUGUCUAAAAGGAAGUUGAAUGUUUUAUGGAAAACCAAUUUUUAGUCUGUGUCUCCCAUAUCUGUUGGGCUUGAAUAUUAAUGAAGUGGGUUUGAAUUUCCGCACUUGAAACUAAAUUUGGCGUAGAUCAGAUUAUUGGUUACAAAAAUGAAAGAAGUUAAGGAAAAUUCAGUUUGAUCAUGUUGGACAGCGACCUUGUUGAUUUUUGUUUAUUUGUUUUACAUGCUCUGCUUGAUUAUGGGGCCUGCUGAUAGUCCAUUUGCAGGUGGUGUGCUUUCUGUUUCAAUUCAUUUUCAACCAGAUUACUCAUCUAAACUUCCGAAGGUCUCUUUCCGCACCAAGUUUUUUCAUCCAAACAUUGAUAGUAAUGGGAGCAUCUGCCUGGACAUCCUCAAGGAACAGUGGAGUCCUGCCCUGACCAUAUCAAAGGUUCUCUUAUCAAUCUGCUCACUUCUAACGGACCCAGACCCGGAUGAUCUGCUGGUGCCUGAGAUCGCACACAUGUACAAGACUGACAGAGCGAAAUAUGAGUCCACUGCUCACUCCUGGACUCAGAAGUAUGCCAUGGGGUAGAGAGAAAGAAGGCCCUGAACUAUGGCUUCUAGUUUUAAUUUAUUAUUAUUAUGGUGACUAAAAACUGGUAAUUAUGUUGUGGCUUUUGUUUGCAAUGUCUCUGAAAAUAACCUUCUGGCUGCAUCAGACUUUUUGCAGUUUAAUUUGUCCUGUGAAUAGCCACUUGUUCCUCUCA
This is a messenger RNA of Dioscorea cayenensis subsp. rotundata (Guinea yam), 788 nucleotides long. Its product is annotated as ubiquitin-conjugating enzyme E2-17 kDa-like. Lineage: Eukaryota; Viridiplantae; Streptophyta; Magnoliopsida; Dioscoreales; Dioscoreaceae. The record is from RefSeq and is a predicted model, not a curated record. Gene Ontology annotation, molecular function: ubiquitin conjugating enzyme activity. Gene Ontology annotation, cellular component: nucleus. Gene Ontology annotation, biological process: protein polyubiquitination. The transcript is spliced from 3 exons. Bases 263 to 613 code for a protein of 116 amino acids.